This is a messenger RNA of Triticum aestivum (bread wheat), 1354 nucleotides long. RefSeq lists its product as uncharacterized. The record is from RefSeq and is a predicted model, not a curated record. The transcript has 2 exons. NCBI's taxonomy places the organism in Eukaryota, Viridiplantae, Streptophyta, Magnoliopsida, Poales, Poaceae. The coding region runs from base 335 to 655 and encodes 106 amino acids.
GGAAGCAGCGAAUUGAAGAUCCUUAAAUGCGGUUUGGUGGCAUCCCCGCGCGCGCUGGCCCCCAUGCAGACGCCUGCCCUGGACGCAUGGGUGCAACAUGCCACCACCAUUGCCAUUGCCAUUGCCAUUGACACCCCCCACCUACAUAAAUCCCCUCCCGCUGGCCUCGCCCCCGGCUUUUACCGCUCUUUGACUCCACUCCACCCCCCACCCAGCCGCCCGGCCACCCAGCUCCUCCUCCUCCUCCUCCUCCGCUCCCACGCGCCAGCCGAACACACGCUUGUUAGCUAAGCUCGCAGCGCCGCGCCGGCCGUGGAUCGAUCGGCCGCGCCGUAUGGGGAGGCAGCGGCGGUGGUCGCGCGCGGCGCUCCUCGCGUGCCUGGUGCUCCUCGCCGCCGCCGCGUGCGCCGACUCGGCGCGCCCGGGGCCGCUGGCGGCAGCGGCGACCGAAGGGCUGCCUGCCGGCGCGAGCGUGAGCGCCAGCGGCAACGAAGACGGCGGCGACGGCCCGCGGAGGAGCGCGUUCGACGCGCUGGUGGAGGGCCUCGUGAGCAUCGGGCUGGGGCGGCGGUGGCGCGCCGGCGACGGCGCCGGGCUGGUGGACGGCGACAAGCGGCGCGUGCCGACGGGGCCCAACCCGCUGCACAACAGAUGAGUACGCACGUACGUACUACAGCGGUUUGCUUGCUCCACCAACCUGUUCAUAUAUAUUGACACCAUAUUCUCGCAUGAUCUUGCCUCAGAUCACACACACCAAAACUUCACCUUACAUUGGUUUCCCUUGUUAUUAUUCUGCCAAAGGGCUGUAAAUUUUUACAAAGCAUCGAGUUUCCUUAUUGUUCUGUCAAACGUGUCCGAAGAAAAGGGAUUGCAUGAGUACGAAAUGGAUGUGGAUUGAAGAAUACGGCAUCGGGCCAGAAAGGAAGGGAAUGGAUUGCAGGGAGCCUUCUCGAGGAAGAUACUAGGAGAAAGUAGUCCACAAAAGGCUGGGAUGUGAUGAACACGUAUUUUUGGUUCAAACAUGAAUGAUGAACGCAUCGAUCGAUCGACCACCUCCAUUGGCGAGCGCACUUUGAGCCUUCGCUUUCGGAGAACUAUCAUUUUUUUUUGCCUGUGAUGGUUCUUUUUCUGAUUACCCCGUGUUCGCUCUCAUUUCUUCAGUACAAUUCCUUGGCUAUAAAUAUAUAUAUUUAUAUCCAUUUUCGAUUUAUUUUUUUGUAAAACUUACGAGAGCCGACCACCUCAAGUCGUUUGGGGUUCUCAUGCUUCCUGCAGGGGUUACAGGAUGAUUAAUCCCAACGAACCCGGAGCUCUGCAGCAAAUCGGCGAAAACACAGAGCUUGCUUGGCCUGGC